Messenger RNA from Lycium barbarum (goji berry), 3264 nucleotides. Its product is annotated as heavy metal-associated isoprenylated plant protein 4. The transcript is spliced from 2 exons. Gene Ontology annotation, molecular function: metal ion binding. The record is from RefSeq and is a predicted model, not a curated record. Lineage: Eukaryota; Viridiplantae; Streptophyta; Magnoliopsida; Solanales; Solanaceae. The coding region runs from base 1498 to 2928 and encodes 476 amino acids.
AUUUUCUGAGGGUUUGCCAUGUCUAAAGAAGAGAAGAAAAUUGAAGUAAUCAAUGCAGUUUACAAAGUUCGUCUCCACUGCCCAAAAUGUGCACAUGAUAUUAGAAAACCACUCUUGAGAACUCAAGGAUUUUCAGACGGGGAUGCCACUAAUGCAGUGUGAUAGUCAGGGAGAUCUUUAUCCGAUUACCACCAUCAAAUAUCCAACCACCACUCCAUCAACCUUUGCGGCGUUGUCCUCUCCUUUUGGGCAUGCUCGCUUGGGUCAUCCGGGAAAUUCUGUCUUAAAUUGUCUUAGGGUUAAUAAAGGCAAUGAAUGUAAUAAAUCUAGUCUUUCUAGUAUUUGUCGUUCUUGUUUUCUUGGUAAAUACAUUAAGUUGCCGUUUGAUUCUUCUAUUUCCGAAACUUUGAUGCGAUUUGAUAUUAAUCAUAGUGAUUUGUGGACCUCUCCCGUGUUAAGUUCAUUGGGUCAUCGAUAUUAUGUUCUUUUUAUUGAUGAUUUUUCGAAGUUUCUAUGGACUUUUCCUUUGGCUAAGAAAUCCGAUGUUUAUCCGAAAUUCUUAGCUUUAAAAACCCACAUUCAUACCCAAUUUAAACGUCAUAUCAAAAAUGUCCAAUGUGAUAAUGGGAGGAAAUAUGAUAAAGGUCAAUUCGGGAAAUUUUGUGAGUCUAAUGGGAUGUCAUUUCGUCUUUCUUGGCCACAUACGUCUUCACAAAAUGGGAAAGCCGAAAGAAAAAUCCGUUCUAUUUAUAAUAUCACUCGGACUCUUCUUGCUCAUGCUUCCCUCCCUCCUUCGUUCUGGCAUCACGCCUUACAAAUGACAAUAUAUCUUCUUAAUAUUUUACAAAGUAAAUUAUUAGGUCACGUUUCUCCUCUUCAAGUGCUAUACCAAAGAAAGCCAUCUUACUCUCAUUUUCGGGUUUUUGGGUGUUUAUGCUAUCCCCUCUUUCCUUCUCCGACUAUCCACAAAUUACAAGCCCGGUAUACACCGUGUGUCUUUUUGGGGUAUCCUACGAAUCAUCGAGGGUAUAAGUGUUAUGAUUUAUCGUCCCAUAAAAUCAUUAUUUCUCGUCACGUGAUUUUUGAUGAGAAUGUCUUCCUCUUUUCCAAUUUACAUUCUCCCACUUCUAUUACUUAUGAGUUUUUGGACGAUGGCAUUUCCCCAUUAUGGUUGCAUCACUUGGCUUCUACUCCGGAUAGUCGGCUCAGCCCCCCCCCCCCCCAACUGCUCCCGUGCCACAGCCGACUACCCCUACUACCGUGACCCAGCCCGCUGCCCUGUCCCCUCCCACCGUGACCCAGCCCGCUGCCCGGUCCCCUCCCACCGUGACCCAGCCCGCUGCCCAGUCCCCUCUCCCCGCUACUUUGGCCCAACAGCCCUCGGCUACAUCUAUCCCACCGUCACCCCAGCCUCCCCCUUCUACCAAUCCGUCCCGAAUGGUGACCUAGAGUCAGCAUGGUAUUUUUAAGCCAAAACGCACGUUUAACUUGAAUACCAUGGUUACGAAAUCCCCUCUCCCUCAUAACCCUGUGACAGCCCUUCGCGACCCGAAUUGGAAAAUGGCUAUGGAUGAUAAAUUUGAUGCUCUUAUUAAAAAUAAGACGUGGGAGUUGGUGCCCCGUCCACCUAAUAUGAAUGUUAUCCGUUCUAUGUGGAUUUUCACUCAUAAAGAAAAAUCUAAUGGUGAUUUUGAGAGGCUUAAAUCCCGUCUUGUAGGUGAUGGUAAGACUCAACAGGUUGGCAUUGAUUGUGGUGAGACCUUCAGUCCAGUGGUCAAGCCGGCUACGAUCCGUACCGUUCUCAGUAUUUCACUAUCAAAGAAGUGGCCUAUUCAUCAGCUAGAUGUCAAGAAUGCCUUCUUACACGGUGAGCUCAAGGAAACAGUGUAUAUGCAUCAACCUCUUGGUUUCAGAGAUCUCACUCAUCCGGAUUAUGUAUGUUUACUCCGUAAGUCCUUAUAUGGGCUUAAGCAGGCCCCGAGAGCAUGGUACAAGCGUUUUGCAGAUUAUGUCUCUUCUCUUGGUUUUUCAAACAACAGAUCUGACAAUUCUUUGUUCAUCUACAAAAAGGGCUCCGAUAUGGCAUACAUGUUACUUUAUGUUGAUGAUAUUAUUUUUACUGCUUCCUCAGAUUCUCUCCGAUGCUCCAUUAUGGCUCUCCUUGCCUCGGAAUUUGCUAUGAAGGAUCUGGGUCCUUUGAAUUAUUUGCUUGGCAUUCGUGUCACUCGACAUAAGGAUGGCAUGUUUCUUUCGCAACGCAUGUAUGCCGAAGAAAUCAUUGAUCGAGCUGGGAUGUCUUCUUGUAAGGGUACUUCUACUCCGGUUGAUACUAAACCGAAGGUGAGCGGCUCAUCGGGUGCUCCUUAUGAUGACCCGAAUCACUAUCGCAGUCUCGCAGGUGACCUUCAGUAUCUUAGUUUCACGAGGCUGGAUAUCUCUUGUGCUGUUCAACAGGUAUGCUUACACAUGCAUGCACCGCGACAGGUUCAUAUGCAUGCACUUAAGCGUAUCAUCCGUUACAUUCAGGGUACACUUGACUAUUGUUUGCAUCUUUAUCCGUCCUCAGUUACGGACCUUCUUUCCUACACUGAUGCGGAUUGGGGGGGCUGCCCUGACACACGUCGGUCAACGUUUGGUUAUUGUGUCUUCCUUGGGGAUAACUUGAUAUCGUGGUCUUCGAAACGCCAACCUACCCUCUCUCGUUCGAGUGCUGAGGCGGAGUAUGGGGGUUUUGCUAAUGUUGUCUCCGAGUCCUGCUGGCUUCGCAAUCUUCUGUUGGAAUUACAUUGUCCUAUUCAUAAGGCUACUAUGGUAUAUUGUGACAAUGUGAGUGCCAUUUAUCUUUUGGGAAAUCCGGUGCAACAUCAGCGCACCAAAUACAUUGACAUGGACAUUCACUUUGUUCGUGACAAGGUUGCGCGCGGAUAAGUUCGUGUCCUUCAUGUUCCAUCCCGCUAUCAGAUUGCCGAUAUUUUCACCAAGGGACUACCACAUGUCUUAUUUGAAGAUUUUCGGGACAGUCUCAGCGUUCGUAAACCUCCCGUUUCGACUACGGGGUGUGUUAGAUUAUGUAAAUAUUAAUUAGAAUAUUCUGUAGUCUACUAUUUUAGGUUAGCAUAUUUUGUAUAUUGUGUAAUAUCCAAUUUUAGGUUAGAAUAUUUUUGUAUAUAAACCAAUUCAAGUAAUGAAAGGAUUCAGAGAAAAUAUUUUCUACAGUCUAAACGCUUUGAUAGGAAUUGAUACUUUCAUUGACUUAUUUCUAUU